UCAGCUUCCGAGGCAGAAGAGCAGAGCAGAGCGGAGCAAAUUGCAAUGGCAGUGAGGAGCUACUCUUCGGGGUCAGAGCUGGCGAACUCGGGGGCUUAUCUCGGGGGCCGGGCUCAGCCCCUGGCUGCCCAGGGCAGGCAGGGAAGGGUGUGCCUCUGCCCACGUUCGAGGCACCAGCAGUGGGCAGGUGCCAAGGAGGAGACCCCGUUGCUGGCUGCCGUGCUCAAGAGCAACCACUUUCUGACAGCAGGAGCCAAGUGCUGCGAAUGUGGGGCGUCCCUUUCCCACCAGUACUACGAGAAGGAUGGACGCCUCUACUGCAAGAAGGACUAUUGGGCGCACUUUGGGGAGCUCUGCCACGGCUGCUCAGAGCAGAUCACCAAAGGGCUCGUUAUGGUUGCUGGAGAACAGAAAUAUCACCCCGAAUGUUUCAGCUGCCUGAACUGCCGGGCAUUCAUCGGCGAUGGAGACACUUAUGCGCUGGUGGAACGGUCCAAGCUCUACUGCGGACACUGUUAUUACCAGAUGGUGGUGACGCCAGUGAUGGACCAACUACUCCCAGAAUCCCCCGGCACCCGGAUCCCGCACACGGUCACCCUCGUCUCCAUCCCGGCCUGUUCUGAUGGCAAGAGGGGCUUCUCCGUCUCCAUCGAGGCUCCACAUGGAGGCUCAGAGCACCCACACACUGUCCGCGUCAGAGAAUUGAACCCCGACUGCAUAAGUCCUGACAUGAAGAACUCCAUCCACAUCGGCGACCGCAUCCUGGAGAUCAACGGCACCCCGAUCCGGCAUGUCCCCCUAGACGAGAUUGACCUUCUGAUCCAGGAGACCAGCCGCCUGCUGCAGCUCACCAUUGAGCACGACCCGCACGACAUGCUGGAGGGCGGUGGCGGCAGCCCCCUCUCGGAGCUGCGAAGCCCCCUCCGCUCCCCCAGCCGCACCCCCUGCCCAGAACCCUCCGCCAUCCGCCAGCGCUCCGUCAUGAGAAGCUGCAGCAUCGACAAAUCCCCCUGCUCCAGUUCCCUGGGCUCCCCUGCCUCGCAGCGGAAGGACAUUGGGCGCUCCGAGUCCCUCCGAGUCGUCUCUCGGCUUCACCGCAUCUUCCGCCCCUCGGAUCUCAUCCACGGCGAGGUCUUGGGCAAGGGCUGCUUUGGGCAGGCAAUCAAGGUGACGCACCGGGAAACGGGAGAAGUGAUGGUCAUGAAGGAACUGAUCCGCUUUGAUGAGGAGACCCAAAGAACAUUCCUUAAGGAGGUGAAAGUGAUGCGAUGCCUGGAGCACCCGAACGUGCUGCGGUUCAUCGGGGUUCUCUACAAGGACAAGCGGCUGAACUUCAUCACUGAGUACAUCAAGGGAGGGACGCUCCGUGGGAUCAUCAAGAACAUGGAUGGUCAGUAUCCCUGGAGCCAGAGGGUCAGCUUUGCAAAAGACAUUGCUGCAGGGAUGGCUUAUCUGCACUCCAUGAACAUCAUCCACAGAGACCUGAACACACACAACUGUCUGGUGCGGGAGAACAAAAGUGUGGUAGUGGCCGAUUUUGGCCUUGCAAGGCUGAUGGUCGAUGAGAAGAACCAGCUGGCCACUCUGAAGAAGCCAGACCGCAGGAAGAGGUACACGGUGGUGGGGAAUCCCUACUGGAUGGCUCCAGAAAUGAUCAACGGCAGGAGCUACGACGAGAAGGUGGACGUGUUUUCUUUCGGCAUCAUCCUUUGCGAGAUCAUUGGGAGGGUCAGCGCAGACCCCGACUACCUGCCUCGGACCCUGGACUUCGGCCUGAAUGUGAGGGGCUUCUUGGACCGCUACUGCCCCCCCAACUGCCCCCCAAGCUUUUUCCCCAUUGCCGUCCGCUGCUGCGAUCUGGAUCACGAGAAACGGCCUUCCUUCAGCCGGUUGGAGCAGUGGCUGGAAGCCCUCCGGAUGCACCUGGCCAUACAGCUGCCCCUCAUCUCCCAGCUGGAGCAGCUGGAGCGGGACUUCUGGGAGACGCAGCGGCAGGCUGAGGGCGGGCUCCCCGCGCACCCCGAGGUCUCAGAAUGAGCACCGGGGGGCUGGAAGACGCCUCCCAUCCUGCUGGGCCAUCCUGCAAGCUCCCCGCGUCCGCCCCCUUCCCCCCCCAUGCCCGCCAGAGCCGGUCUCUGGGUCCAAAGAGGCCACGUCCAUCCGUGGUGCCCUGCGUGGCUGGGAGCUGGUUCUCCCUGCUUCUUUCCCUGGGGGUGGGCUAGGUGGGAUCUGUGCCUGGCAUGCACAGUUGUCGGAAGGGGCACCUUGAAGCUCUUGUAAAUACCCUUGUCUAUGGAGAGGCACCUGGACAAAAACCCUGCAAGGGAAAGGGGGGCGCCCCCUUGCCCCACACUGCCCCCAACUUCUGCCUGGCACGCUUUGUGGCUGCGAAAAGUCUUGGAACACCCCACUGAGCACGUUCCUUCCUGUUACCGGCUGGCUAUUGCUCCACAAGCUAGCGUUGUGUGUGUGUGGUUUUCUUUUGGGGGUAGAGAAUCUCUGGGGUGCCUCAUUCCAGCGCCCCGCAAACAGGCUCUCUUCGCUCCCUGCCUUGGGCAGAGUCUCCCACUCCUGCAAAGCGGUGCCUUCAGGUUUUCGUCGUCCCCUGGUUCUCUGCCCGCCCCCUUUCAUUUGUUCUCUGUAUGUGGGUCACUUUCGCGGGGACGCAGGACUCGCACCUGUGACGCGCAACAUUCAAGGCAUGGCCUGUGCGCUGCCCGGAGCCCGUGUGGUGUCCGUAUCUCUCUGUGCCCAGAUGUGUGUGUCUGUCUGUCUGUCCGUACCCCCUUAGACAGUCUCCUUACCCUGCUGGUGGAGGACCUGUUGUCGCCCCUUAGUUGUGGGUAUUUGGAGAAGUGCUCUCGGUGUGCAUUGUGGGGUGGCAUGAUGCGCUUGACCCCUCCCCUCCAGCCGCUUGUCUGCUCUGCCUCGCCCUUCCACGCCAAGCUGCUGUUCUGCUGGUAGGGAUUCUGUUGUGCUGCGGGGAGUUAUUUGUGACAUCAGCCCACUCCUCUUUUUCCCACGAAGAGCUUUGGGCGCACAGGCUUGCAUCCUCCGGAAAUGCUUCCCAUGUCUGAGGGGGACCCCCACAGCUUAGGAGUGCAGCAGAGCUGGGCCCGGAGGAGGUAGAACUGGCAUCAUCGGGCAUCUCUUGAGAGCCCACACUCUUGCAAGGGGCCCACUGCUAGGCCUCAAGGCCCCCUGGCCUGCUGCUUCUCCUUUCUUUUAGGAGCACCUUGGGGAAGAUGGAGAAGAAUCAUAGAAUUGCAAUUUAGCUGUGACUCCUCCCAACUCUACCAUUCUAGGAGUCAAUAAGCAGCAAAAAUAAGCAUACAGUGGUACCUUGGUUCUUGAACUUUAUCUGUUCCGGGAGUCCAUUCGACUACCGAAACUGUUCAAAAACCAAGGCACA
Podarcis muralis (Common wall lizard) is the source of this 3412-nucleotide messenger RNA. RefSeq names its product LIM domain kinase 1 (gene LIMK1). Gene Ontology annotation, biological process: positive regulation of stress fiber assembly; protein phosphorylation; actin cytoskeleton organization. The record is from RefSeq and is a predicted model, not a curated record. Lineage: Eukaryota; Metazoa; Chordata; Lepidosauria; Squamata; Lacertidae. Gene Ontology annotation, molecular function: protein binding; ATP binding; protein serine/threonine kinase activity. Gene Ontology annotation, cellular component: nucleus; cytoplasm; neuron projection.